Adineta ricciae is the source of this 282-nucleotide messenger RNA. NCBI's taxonomy places the organism in Eukaryota, Metazoa, Rotifera, Eurotatoria, Adinetida, Adinetidae. The record is from the annotation of a GenBank genome assembly.
AUGAACACUACUCUGCAAUUGGACCAAGCUCGACAACAAGCAUCAGUACCACAACAACAUAAAAUUCCUUUUGAACAGUUAAAACGUGCUGUUUCAAGCAAUCUUCCAUGCUUUUUCAUUGAAUACGAACAAGCAGAAAACUCGAAGAAUAGACCAUCGGAUAUAUCAGCAGCACGUGUAAUUGAAGAUUAUUUCAAACAACAGGGAAUCUCGAUAUCGUUCUCACUAGGCGGUGAUACAUGUAGUAAUGGGAGAUUCGGUGUUAACAACAAAUAUUCCUAG